CUCGCGCAUGUGGUGUCCCCUCUCACCUCGGAAAUGAUUCACAGCCUCUUCCUGGUCAACGGCUCUGGAGACAUCUUCCUGGAGAAGCACUGGAAGAGCGUGGUGAGCCGCUCGGUCUGCGACUAUUUCUUCGAAGCCCAGGAGAAGGCGGCCGACGUUGAAAAUGUCCCCCCGGUCAUCCAAACCCCCCACCACUACCUCAUCAGCAUCUACAGGGAGAAGAUGUUCUUCGUGUCGGUGAUACAGUCCGAGGUGACCCCGCUCUUCGUCAUAGAGUUCCUGCACCGAGUGGCCGACACCUUCCAGGACUACUUCGGCGAGUGCUCGGAAACCUGUCUGAAAGAUAACGUGGUGGUCGUGUACGAGCUGUUGGAGGAGAUGCUGGACAACGGGUUCCCCCUGGCCACCGAGUCCAACAUCCUUAAGGAACUGAUUAAACCACCGACCGUCCUGAGAUCCGUGGUCAACUCCCUCACAGGGAGCAGCAACAUGGGGGACACCCUGCCCACCGGACAACUCUCCAACAUCCCCUGGAGGAGAGCGGGGGUUAAAUACACCAACAAUGAAGCCUACUUUGAUGUCAUCGAGGAAGUUGAUGCGAUUAUAGAUAAGUCUGGUUCCACGGUGUUUGCGGAAAUACAGGGGGUGGUGGACGCGUGCGUCAAGCUGAGCGGGAUGCCGGACCUCUCUCUCUCCUUCAUGAACCCCCGGCUCCUGGAUGAUGUCAGCUUCCACCCCUGCGUCCGAUACAAGCGAUGGGAGUCGGAGCGGGUCCUGUCUUUUAUACCCCCCGAUGGCAACUUCCGCCUCAUGUCCUACCGCGUCAGCUCGCAGAACUUGGUAGCAAUCCCGGUCUACGUGAAACACAACAUCAGUUUCCAGGAAAACAGCUCGUCGGGCCGGUUCGACGUAACCGUCGGCCCCAAACAGAACAUGGGCAAGACGGUGGAGGGGAUCGUCAUGACUGUACACAUGCCCAGAGCCGUGCUGAACAUGAGCCUCACGCCAACCCAAGGGACGUACACCUUCGAUCCUGUCACAAAGGUGCUGAAUUGGGACAUCGGGAAGAUAAGCGGGCCAAAGCUUCCCAACCUGAAAGGGAUGGUGUCCCUGCAAUCCGGAGCCCCCAAACCCGAGGACAACCCCAGCGUGAACAUCAACUUUAAGAUCCAGCAGUUUGCGAUAUCAGGUCUUAAGGUGAACCGGCUGGACAUGUACGGGGAAAAAUACAAACCGUUCAAGGGUGUGAAGUACAUCACCAAGGCCGGCAAGUUCCAGGUGCGGACAUAACACGCCGCCCGGGGGGGGGGGAUACACAAAACCGAAUGCGGCCUUCAGUCCCAACCACAGAGCCUGGGGCUAUGCUUUCCUGACCCGGCAGGGAAACGGCCUCUACGGAGCUGGUAUGUGGCAGGAACCUUGUAGCGAAUACAGAGUGACCCCUGGAGUCGAGGGAACUGACGUCUUCGUACAUAAAAUAAAUUGCUGUUAUUACACAUGGCUGUAAUACUCACCUGUUCCCACUAGAGGGCAGCACACGCACAGCGACGCUGGGAAGCUGCAGCCGUCCACCCCGCGCCCUCUCAUGUUUAAAGUAUUUCAAUUGUAAUAUUUCUAGGGUUUCAUCCAAAUAUUCCCGUGUCGUUAUUAAAAUAAACCUCCGAUCCGGUUCACUGAACCGCCCCGCUAA
Messenger RNA from Spea bombifrons (plains spadefoot toad), 1690 nucleotides. RefSeq names its product adaptor related protein complex 3 subunit mu 1 (gene AP3M1). The transcript is spliced from 9 exons. Bases 34 to 1290 code for a protein of 418 amino acids. Gene Ontology annotation, biological process: intracellular protein transport; endocytosis. The record is from RefSeq and is a predicted model, not a curated record. Gene Ontology annotation, cellular component: cytoplasmic vesicle; clathrin adaptor complex. Lineage: Eukaryota; Metazoa; Chordata; Amphibia; Anura; Pelobatidae.